CUCCUAAAACCAGGGGCGGAUUUACUAUGGGUUCACUGGGUUCAGGUGAACCCAGUGAUUUUUGAAAAAACAUUGCCUGGUUUUUUUUUUAAAAUUAAAAAUAUUUUUGAUAUUAGAUAUAUACUAUAUGCGUGCAAAAUAAAACAUGAAAGAAGCAUGUGUCCCAGUGGUUUUGUAUCUUUACACAUAUGCGCGGUCUGGGGUUCGAAACUUAAUACAACCUUUUUUUUUUUUUACCUUCCCAUUUCUUUUCCCCACAAACCCAGCCAAAAUUUUUCGUUUUUCUCCCAAACCCAAACCCUAACUAGUAACUCCCUAGAAAGUAGAAACGAGCCAAAGCCACGUCUGACGACUGACCAGCGACGCUGCGCCGGCCCACGGCCUUCCCCACCGCGACGGCGAACAAGCAGGCAGGCGGCAGCAAUCUUUCCAGCCGUUUGAAAGGGUUGGAAUCCUGGAUACGCCACUGCCUAAAACCGAUGUAAAAGACGGAGAAAUCCUAGAAUGUUUGGCGAAAAUGUGGUGCAAUGGACAUCAAACAUCAAAUCUUAUUCAAAAAAAGGAUUGUUUCACAAAGCCCUAUCUUUAUUCCUUAAGAUGCGAAAAGCUGGAAUUGAACCAAAUGAAAUCACUUUCUCAACCACCUUAACUGUAUGUUCUCAAUCAACCAACAAAUUCUUCGGUUUAAGUUUGCAUAAUCUAAUACUAAAAAAAGGGUAUGAAAGACAGCUCUUUGUUUGUGGUGGGCUGAUUUCAAUGUACUUUAACAAUGGCCGAAUACGCGAUGCUCGCCAGGUGUUUGAUGAAAUGCCUGAACGAGAUGAAGUUGUGUGUAAUUUGAUGAUAGCAAAGUAUUCACAGAAUGGGUUUAGCAAGGAUGCUUUUAGGUUGUUUUGUGGAAUGUUUAAUGGGUGUGUUCAUUGGAGAGGUUUUGUUAGUGAUUUUAGUCUUGCUAGUGUUGUUAAUGCUUGUGCUGAUCACAAGGGUUUUUGUAGAUUGGGUGAGUCUGUGCAUGGUUAUGCAAUGAAGAUUGGUUUUGAUUCGAAUGAGUUUGUCGGUAGUUCUCUUGUUGGUAUGUAUUCUAAAUAUGAUGAGUUGGGUAGUGCUCAUGCCGUGUUUGAUAAGUUGGGAAGUAUGGAUGUUGUAGUGUGGAAUACUAUGAUUACUGGGUAUGCUCAAAAUGGUUGUGAGGAAGAAGCUAUGGAACUCUUUCUUGAGAUGGAAAUUCGAGGAUUUUCUCCUAAUUAUACCACCUUUUCGGUUGUUAUAGAUGCUUCAUCUGUGAUGCCUGAUGAAACACUUGGCAGAAAACUUCAUGCUAAAAUUUUGAAAUCUGGUUUUCUGUGUGAUGUUUACUUGGGUACUGCAAUUGUUGAUUUGUACUCGAAGUUCUUGAUCAUGACUGAUGCUGAAAGAGCUUUCUCUGAAAUGUCCAAAAAAAAUGUAAUAUCAUAUAAUGCACUAAUAACUGGCUAUGGUUUGAGUGGUGAUCAUGAAAAAGCUCUUAAAAGUUAUACACUGCUGAGACUUCAAAGAAUGAAACCAGAUGCUUGCACCUUUAUCGGCCUUUUGACAUCUACUGUCAAAUCUUGUGCCUUUGUAGUAGGGGAAAAAGUUCACUCAGACUCAAUUAAGCUUGGCUUGGACCAAGAUGUUUUAGUUAGAAACUCAAUUGUGAAUUUCUAUUCGAAGUGCGGGCGUAUUGACUCUGCGAUGAAAGCUUUUGAGACUGCACAGGGGAGUGAUAUAGUAUCUUGGACGGCCAUCAUCUCAGGACUUGUCCAGAACAACGAACAUACAAAAGCUCUUGAGCUCUUCUGUGAAAUGCACAAGCUGUCGGAAAAAGCAGAUGAAUUCUCCUCCUCUAGUGUCAUCAAGGCUGUAGCUAGUAUGGCAGCUGUUGCACAAGGAAGAAACCUGCAUGGGUAUGUGCUGAAAGUGGGCCUGAGUGACCAUAUAUUUGUUGGAAGUGCACUGAUUGACAUGUACUCCAAAUUCGGGGUUGUGGAAGAUGCACUUAAAUUGUUCUCCGAGAUGCCUGACAAAAAUGUUGUCUCAUGGAACUCAAUGAUAACAGGUUAUGCUCAGAAUGGUUUCUCUGAUGAAGCUCUAGACCUAUUCGAUAAAAUGGUGAGGAAUGGGAUAUUGCCUACUUCAGUAACUUUUGUUGGGGUUCUCCUUGCUUGUUGUCAUGCAGGACUGGUUCAAGAAGGUAGGCGCUAUUACCAUCUAAUGGGAAGCCACUAUGGAAUUUCACCUUCUGUAGAACACUACUCCUGUAUGGUGAAUCUCCUAGGUCACUCUGGUUAUGUUGGUGAGGCAGAAGAGUUUCUUCUUAGUUCACCAUUUAAAGAAGAACAUGAAAUUUGGAAGUCUCUCCUGACUUGUUGUGAGGCACACAGAGAUUUUGAUGUUGCUGCUCGAGUUGCAGAGUAUUGUUCACUCUUAAAGCCCAAUGACUCCUCUACUUAUACCAUUCUCUCCAACAUAUAUGCAACUAAACAGUUAUGGUCAGAAGUUGAAAGAACAAGGGAUUCCAUGAAGAUGGCAGAUAUUGUGAAGGAACCUGGGUGCAGCUGGGUUGAAGUUAAGUGA
Molecule: messenger RNA, 2595 nt
Organism: Beta vulgaris subsp. vulgaris (sugar beet)
Lineage: Eukaryota; Viridiplantae; Streptophyta; Magnoliopsida; Caryophyllales; Amaranthaceae
Product: pentatricopeptide repeat-containing protein At4g13650-like
Exons: 2
Coding region: 505-2595 (696 amino acids)
Biological process (GO): RNA modification
Molecular function (GO): protein binding; RNA binding
Source: RefSeq, a predicted model, not a curated record